Dreissena polymorpha is the source of this 4659-nucleotide messenger RNA. RefSeq lists its product as uncharacterized. Lineage: Eukaryota; Metazoa; Mollusca; Bivalvia; Myida; Dreissenidae. The coding region runs from base 302 to 802 and encodes 166 amino acids. The transcript is spliced from 4 exons. The record is from RefSeq and is a predicted model, not a curated record.
ACUUGCUGGUGGUUGCAAAAUCAGCGAGCGCCCGUACGUGUGCGACUACCCGGGGUGCGGCAAGUCGUUCUGCCAGAGUGGCCAGCUGAAGACUCACCAGCGUCUACACACAGGGGAGAAGCCGUUCGCGUGCUCCGUGGAAGGCUGCCCUAGCCGGUUCACGCACGCCAACCGCCACUGCACGGAGCACCCAUACGCCAGUCUGAGGCGCGUCUCCACACAGGAGCAGUUGAAGGACCGCCUCGGCGUCAUCAAGUCGUCAUCUAACCAGUCCGUCACGGAAUGGCUCACUCGACACUGUAUGCAGCGGGAGGAAAUGGCGGUUGCUCCAACUCAGCCUGAGAAGAAGUUUAAGCGCGAGUCGUCGGCGCUGCCGCCAGCAACCCCUAUCGUGCAGGUGCAGCACAUUGCAGUGACCCCUCGCGAGGAUCCAGACAAUGUCCCGAUGCCCUUCAUCACGCCGCGAUCGUUGACGAAUUUGUCAUCUGCUUCAUCAUUCUCUUCAGCCACGUCAUCUGUCAGUGCAGCAUCGUCCGUUUCAGUCGCCUCGUCUGCGUCAUUUCCGCCCAUUCAGUCAAUGCCAAGCAUGUUUACGUCAUCGAAUUCCGUCCAACCAGCUCCAGUGACGUCAUCAUUAUUAAACUCAACCCACUGUGCUACGUCCCUAGAUCGACCUGUCCAGAUGAUUGGAUCCCCGGUCAAGUCUAGCUUCAAGCCGGGACACAGGCCCUUCAAAAAGGAGGCUACAGACAAAUGGGUGUCCGCCUUAGCCUUGCUAGAACUGGCUCAUGGGGUUUCGUAAGAAACUUUCCUUCGGCACCAAUCACAUUGUAUCAUUACUAUUAUUUUAUCUUUAAGAAUUGCAGUUGUCGUUUUGAUAUAUCUUUUCUAUGGCAUAUAUUAUUUAAAAGAAUUAUUCAUGGCAUGUCAACUAGCAAGCAUAGUUUCAAUUAUAAGUAUUGUAUGUACAUGUAAAUAUUUCUGGAAUUUCAAAGGCAAUACUUUUCUCAAUGAAUUUGAUAUGAUAGAAUAUAUCAUACCUUUGACAACAAGUUCGUCUUAAAACCAAAAACAAUAGUUAAUCAUACUGGUACAUUACUUUUUUAAAGAGAAAUACAUUUAUUUUCAUUUGAAAAGGUGCUUUCAUUGGAUCACCAAAUCAGCAUAAUUUUAAGUUCAUUUUAAAUGAAAAGUGUUCAAACAUAUGUGCAUUUCAUUUUUGUGUGAUGUUGAUUUCAACAUUUUUUAAAUAAAAAGUUCCUGAAUUUGCAUAUUUAUAAACUUGUGUUCAGAAUUUUGAGAUUUUUGUGUGGAAUGUUAAAUGUAGUUACAUCACUUUACAGAUGAUUUUGUAUGUUGUGCACAAAUGUUUGUUUAUGUAUUUUAAACAACUUUAAGCCUUUGUUUAAGAUUUUACCAAACACGCUUCACUUUUUACUUAAAAUGUUGUUUUUUUUAAUUGUUGUGUAAUGUGUUGUGUUAUGUUUUAAGGAACUAUUUUGGAUGUGCUCUGUGAAAAGGGGGCUUAAUGCAUGUGUGUAAAGUGUCGUCCCAGAUUUAACAGUGCAGUCUGCACCGGCUAAUCAGGGACACUUCCCACUUUUUUUUCAUUUUUCAUUUCAAGGAAGACUCUACUUCACGAAAAUCCAGUUUAGGUGGAAAUAGUUAUCCCUGAUUAGCCAGUGUUGACUGCACAGGCUAAUUUGGGACGUCAAUUUUUGCACAUGCAUUAAACCCCCUUUUCACAGAGCGCAGCUCAUUUUGUUUUUUCAAUACUGAAUUAAAGUUCUUUUAAACAUGCCCCUACAAAAUAGACAGUUUGCAUAUUUGGUAUUGACAAGAUUUUAUAUAUUAAACAUAUUGUGCAUUAAUGUGUAAAACAUUACCAAUUACAUUGAUUAAGAAUGUAAUGGUAGUUAAAGAUAAGUUUAUAAUCUGAAUCUGAACAUAAUUUUGAUUUUAUGGAAAUAGUUAUGAAUUAGGCCACAAGUAUAGAUUGCAGUUGCAUAACUCUCAGUCGAAUUGUUAACAUAGAUUUUACAACCUAACAUAGAAACAAUUAAUAAUUUAACCAAAGUUCUUUGGUUGUGUAUAUAGAAGUGUUAUUUCUUCUUUUUUAAUGAAAUUUAAGUUUGCUUAUAACAAAGCCAUAGUUAUGAAUCAGGUAUUGUUCAUGAAGAAUACAUUUGUUUCAUUUUCUGUAGUCUUAAGUUAACAAUGUUUUUUUAUUAUUUUCCGUCCAAUCAAUCCAUAUAUUGCAGUUAUUUAUCUGUAAUAGUUUCAUCCUUUUGUACAUUACUAGUAAUUUAUUUCAAAGUAUUGUCCUUGUAUGACUAAUUUUUACAUAGGUAUUUAUUCAUUUUUAUGUACUCAUUGUAAGUAUAAAUACCGGUAUUUAUCAAAUAUAUAACUUUAUUAUUUAUUUACAAAUAAAUUAAUGUGUAACUUAUGAACAAACAUGUUGAUUCUGAUUUGAUGAAUGUUGUGUAAAAUACUUUUUUAAACAUUCGAAAAUAAAUGUUUCCAAAUUUAUUUAAUUUAUGUAUUGAAAAUAUUUAUUUAUUUGUAUUUAUUUAAUCCAAUUACAUUAAGAAAACGUUAAAGCUUAUUUUGAUUGAUAGAAACAAUGAGUUUUGGCUUAAACUUUUAUUACAAUUACAAUUAUUAUUUAUCACUGCCAUUAUAUGUUUUGUUUAGAUUUUAAUAAUUGUUUAAUGUACUUGUCUAGAAAUGUUCUGUUGUCAUCCAAUGCAGCUAAAAUAAAGACAUGCAUACGUAAAUGCUUAUUGAGUAACUCAAGUUUUUGUUCAAAUAAAAUCAUAAAAAAAUAUAUAAAAAGAAUAAAUAUUUAUACAAAAAUUAUAUUAAUUGAAAUUGAAAAAUGUUGAGCUUUUUUUGCUUUAAGUAAUGUUUAGUUAGAUCAUGUGAGAAUAUUUAGUUCCAUCCAGUAUUAUAUGAUAUAUGACACGGAACAUUUCUUAAAGACCGAGUACUCACAACCAGUUUUGACUGCCAGAGAUUGUUGUGUUAAUGUCUGCGUGUUUUUCUGCAAAAUUCAUAGGGUGGAAUAAUUAAAUACAUGCGUUAUCUGUAGAUUUGUUCUUGCUUAGUAGAUUAUUUCUAUUUCUUUCACAUCUUUUUUUUGCUAUGCCUAUAAGUAACAAAGCUUAGAUUGUAUUAUUUCAUUAAAAAAAUAUCAUUAUUAAUAAAGGCUGUUAGUAUUGUAAACAAUUUUUGUUUAUCAUUACGUGAUGGAAAUAUAUUAAUAUAUUAAUUAGCAGUUUUAUAUUGUCGUAGUUAAGUUUGUUUGUUAGGUAAUUGAUUAAAGGUUGAAAUUUGUUGUUAGUGUAAAAUUUACCAAUUGUUUUUACUAUAAAAUUGUUAUUUGGAGUUAUCAGCCACUUAUGCACAUAUUUUUUAUUAAAAAACCUUUCUUGUUCAAUAUGAAUGCUAACUCUUAUUCAUUCAUUGUGUAAUCAUUAAGGGAUAUUGUCACGUGAGAAUUUAAUCUUAAAAGCACUCAAAUCUAAUUAUUUGCCAAAUAAGUAUUGUGUUAAAUUAUCAUUGAUAUGUAUUUGUAUCAGCAAAGAAAAGUACAUUUUUGCUGUACACACAUCACAUAAAAUAAUUUCAAUCUCUUGAACGAACAACAGAAAAAAUAAGCGAUCUAUUUCUGUACCGGUAGACUUGUUGAAUUCAGUUUGUUGAAUUCAGUUUAAAGAUGUAUAUGUGAAAAUAUGUUCUUCUUGUCUCUUAAGCUAAAUUGCUAUCUCUUCUUUUCUCACCUUCCCCUUUACCUUUGUGUUGUUGUUUUGUGUAAAUAGUAAAACACCUAAUUUAUUACUUAUUGAAGUAUAAAUUAUGCAAGUACAAAAUGUGCUAUAUUGUAAAUAAGCCUGAAUGUAUGUUUGAUGAAUGAUAUUGAAAAGUAUUUACACAAAUUAUAGUAUACACUAUUAAUAUAUAUAAUAAUUUAAAAUUCCAUAUUUAUGUUUGAUGUUUUGCGUGAAAAUAUUUUUCAUAGAUAUGUAGAAACACCGUUUUAAUUAUAGAUUAGUGUUAUAGAUGUUGAAAGUGAUUUUCUUGAAAUUUGUGAAUUGAUUUGUUAGUUGUUUCAUAUUUUUAUUGUGAGAGUAGUUUCUAAAUGUGACAUAUUGCUCAAUGCAUGUGAAAAUGUUAAACAUGUUGCAUACAUAUAGCAGCCAUUUUUCUGCAUUUGAAAAUAAUAAAGAUGUGUUCAGAAAGCAUUAAUCAAUCGGUAUUCAUAUUCAUCAUCACUCUAAACAAUCACAAUAUUCGUUUCAAAUCCAUACAAAUUACCUCCAUACUGAUCAUACUUUAUUUAACAACCAUGAUAUAAUUUAGCUGUAAUAAUAAUUGCUCAGAUAAAAACAUUUCUAACAGGAAUAAUUCCAUAACUUAAGUUUUGAAGUGCAUUAUAUCAUUUAAAUGGAAAAACAAUCUUUAAGCUUUUAACUUUAUAACCAUUUUUUAAAUAUAGACCUUUUCUGUACAAAGUACAUACAUAACUGCUAUUUUAUAACCUCUUUUCUUUCUUUUCUGUCCAUUAACCCUAGACAUUCCAUUUCUACCAUAGAUGUACAUCGUUGUCGAAGUUUUCUACUUUUGAAUACAAAAAUAAAUAUAAAUUUAACAAUA